Megalopta genalis is the source of this 3661-nucleotide messenger RNA. NCBI's taxonomy places the organism in Eukaryota, Metazoa, Arthropoda, Insecta, Hymenoptera, Halictidae. The record is from RefSeq and is a predicted model, not a curated record.
AUUCAGCAGCUUAGCAAGUUAGUGUCGGUCCCAGGGUCCCUACUGGUAACAGCGACCGGGCCCUAACGACUCGCGAUCCACCAGGCCCACCGUGUCGUUUGUUUCCCCUUCAGUUACCGCGAUCGAACGUGGACCGACGCCGGUCGUCGUCCAGGAUGGUGACGGUGCUCGUCGUGCAGGCACUCCUCGCCGUCUUAAUCCUCGCGGACACCAGCUACGCGGAUCCAGCGGGCAAACCGGUCGUCUUCGAGUCCUCGCUGGACGAGCUGGGGGAACAGGACGAUAACGCGGUGGUCAUCGAAGCCGCGGAUCUCUUGGAUGCUGGAACCGAGGGAAGAGGCGGCCGCGGCAUCCUGUGGAAGGGUGGUUCCGAUCGCGAGUUCUGUCUGACGUCGAAAGGCGAGGUUGGUCGUUGCACCAGCUUCAAGGAGUGCUAUCCCUACUUCAAGAUCCCGGAUCUAAGUGCUCUCGACGGCUGGGUUCUUGGAGUUUACGACACCUGCAGCUACGUACAGGAGUGCGGUCAAACGUAUUUUGGCAUCUGUUGCUCGAAUCUGCUUCCGGUUGUUACGCCACCGCCGCCGAGCGACGAGGACCCCAUUGAUCCGAUCAUAGAGGACACGCAGGAGUCGGACGACAAGAAUAAGGAAGUCGUGACCGUAAAACCGAAGCCGCUACUACCCGGUUCAUGGCCGCCGCCGAUCCCGACGCAUCCUCCUGAUCACACCGUGCCUCCGUUACCGACCCAUCCGCCGUACCUCGAUUUAGCGACACUCUCCACGUUGAAACCAGUUUCGACCUCGAAAAAACCGAGCUUAGGCACGACCUGGCCAACGAAGAAACCUGCCUGGUGGCCAGGUGCGCCGACCACAACGCCGAUCACUGAGAAACCAUCGUUGGGAAGCAUUUCCGCCCUGGACCCAUCGCAAUGCGGAGCGAAGAACGGUUUCCAAGACCAGAAACGCAUCGUAGGCGGCCACAACGUCGAGCCCGGCGAGUGGCCUUGGAUGGCGGCGCUCUUCAACGCCGGCAGACAAUUCUGCGGCGGCUCGCUCAUCGAUGAUAAACACAUUCUCACCGCGGCUCAUUGCGUUGCCAAUAUGAAUCCUUGGGACGUGGCAAGAUUAACAGUCCGACUUGGUGAUCACAACAUCAAGACCAACACCGAAAUCAGGCAUAUCGAGCGACGGGUGAAACGGGUGGUCAGACACAGAGGAUUCAAUUUACGUACUUUAUACAACGAUGUCGCGCUCCUGACUCUCAGCGAACCCGUCGCAUUCUCGGAACAGAUACGACCCAUCUGCCUCCCCAGCGGCUCCCAGCUGUACUCUGGGAAAACCGCUACGGUUAUUGGCUGGGGCUCUUUGAGAGAAAGUGGACCACAGCCGGCAAUACUCCAGGAGGUGUCGAUACCAAUUUGGUCAAACGGUGAAUGCAAAUUGAAGUAUGGUGCAGCCGCACCAGGUGGUAUCGUGGACAGCUUCUUGUGCGCAGGCAGAGCUGCGAAGGACUCCUGCUCGGGUGACAGUGGUGGUCCAUUGAUGGUCAACGACGGCCGCUGGACGCAAGUUGGUAUCGUCAGCUGGGGCAUUGGAUGCGGUAAAGGUCAAUAUCCAGGUGUCUACACAAGAGUGACGCACUUCCUGCCCUGGAUCCACAAGAAUUUGAAUGUCGGUCCCAGGGUCCCUACUGGUAACAGCGACCGGGCCCUAACGACUCGCGAUCCACCAGGCCCACCGUGUCGUUUGUUUCCCCUUCAGUUACCGCGAUCGAACGUGGACCGACGCCGGUCGUCGUCCAGGAUGGUGACGGUGCUCGUCGUGCAGGCACUCCUCGCCGUCUUAAUCCUCGCGGACACCAGCUACGCGGAUCCAGCGGGCAAACCGGUCGUCUUCGAGUCCUCGCUGGACGAGCUGGGGGAACAGGACGAUAACGCGGUGGUCAUCGAAGCCGCGGAUCUCUUGGAUGCUGGAACCGAGGGAAGAGGCGGCCGCGGCAUCCUGUGGAAGGGUGGUUCCGAUCGCGAGUUCUGUCUGACGUCGAAAGGCGAGGUUGGUCGUUGCACCAGCUUCAAGGAGUGCUAUCCCUACUUCAAGAUCCCGGAUCUAAGUGCUCUCGACGGCUGGGUUCUUGGAGUUUACGACACCUGCAGCUACGUACAGGAGUGCGGUCAAACGUAUUUUGGCAUCUGUUGCUCGAAUCUGCUUCCGGUUGUUACGCCACCGCCGCCGAGCGACGAGGACCCCAUUGAUCCGAUCAUAGAGGACACGCAGGAGUCGGACGACAAGAAUAAGGAAGUCGUGACCGUAAAACCGAAGCCGCUACUACCCGGUUCAUGGCCGCCGCCGAUCCCGACGCAUCCUCCUGAUCACACCGUGCCUCCGUUACCGACCCAUCCGCCGUACCUCGAUUUAGCGACACUCUCCACGUUGAAACCAGUUUCGACCUCGAAAAAACCGAGCUUAGGCACGACCUGGCCAACGAAGAAACCUGCCUGGUGGCCAGGUGCGCCGACCACAACGCCGAUCACUGAGAAACCAUCGUUGGGAAGCAUUUCCGCCCUGGACCCAUCGCAAUGCGGAGCGAAGAACGGUUUCCAAGACCAGAAACGCAUCGUAGGCGGCCACAACGUCGAGCCCGGCGAGUGGCCUUGGAUGGCGGCGCUCUUCAACGCCGGCAGACAAUUCUGCGGCGGCUCGCUCAUCGAUGAUAAACACAUUCUCACCGCGGCUCAUUGCGUUGCCAAUAUGAAUCCUUGGGACGUGGCAAGAUUAACAGUCCGACUUGGUGAUCACAACAUCAAGACCAACACCGAAAUCAGGCAUAUCGAGCGACGGGUGAAACGGGUGGUCAGACACAGAGGAUUCAAUUUACGUACUUUAUACAACGAUGUCGCGCUCCUGACUCUCAGCGAACCCGUCGCAUUCUCGGAACAGAUACGACCCAUCUGCCUCCCCAGCGGCUCCCAGCUGUACUCUGGGAAAACCGCUACGGUUAUUGGCUGGGGCUCUUUGAGAGAAAGUGGACCACAGCCGGCAAUACUCCAGGAGGUGUCGAUACCAAUUUGGUCAAACGGUGAAUGCAAAUUGAAGUAUGGUGCAGCCGCACCAGGUGGUAUCGUGGACAGCUUCUUGUGCGCAGGCAGAGCUGCGAAGGACUCCUGCUCGGGUGACAGUGGUGGUCCAUUGAUGGUCAACGACGGCCGCUGGACGCAAGUUGGUAUCGUCAGCUGGGGCAUUGGAUGCGGUAAAGGUCAAUAUCCAGGUGUCUACACAAGAGUGACGCACUUCCUGCCCUGGAUCCACAAGAAUUUGAAGUGAAAACGCUCCAAGGAACAUCGAAUUCUUGCUCGAUAAAGUAUUUCGCUCGUUAUCAUUCCGUUCAUCAUCGAACAACGCGGUACAUCGUCAUAUAGGAUAAUGAGGUUUUAUAGACGCACAGACCUAACAGCCCUCGUUCCGUCAGUCAUAAAAAGCUAUCAACGAUGCUUGUUUUAUUCCGCUCUUAUAACCAUGACCAAGCGAGGAAGCAUAGCAAUUAAGUCAGGAAUCUUCACCUAGAGAUAAGCGAACGCACAGAAACUUGUAAGUCGUAACAAAAUAUUUUAUAGUAUUAUACAUUUACAACUAUAUGAAAAAAUUAGUGUUACGUUGUGUAACAA